UGGCCCGUCGUACUGCUCUUUCUCUAUCACACACAAAGUCCUUACCUGGAGCAGUUUUGUCGCGAUGUUCUCUGCCACCCUGGCGUAGAGCCAGGACUGGAACUGAAGCGCAGCAGUUCUGAGAAAGUCUACAGCAGCACAUAUUUGGGCACAUCUGAACACUCACAGCCCCCUGUAGAGACAGGAAAACCUAUGCAGGUAUCAUUUUCAAUCGGUUCCUUCAUAUCCUAUUUCACUUUUUUUUUCUAG
Protopolystoma xenopodis is the source of this 249-nucleotide messenger RNA. Lineage: Eukaryota; Metazoa; Platyhelminthes; Monogenea; Polystomatidea; Polystomatidae. The record is from the annotation of a GenBank genome assembly.